AUGAUAAAGAAGUUCAAAGAUGGUUCAACAACAAUUUAUGUGAUUGAUAGCAAAGAGAAAAGUUUUAGAAUGCAGGAAAAUAUUGAUAGCCUAGUCAACUGGGCAGAAUAUCAGCAGGUGAAAUUUAAUCCAGAGAAAUGUCAGGGGAGAGAUCUCUUUAAUGUUUGCAGUCGCAGAACAUCAGUUGAGAAGCAGCUUGCUCCUGUGAAGGUGCUAAGAAAGAGCACAGAUCUAGAGAAAUCUGUUGCUACAAUAGCUAUAAUAUUUAAUAAUCACACUGGUCCAGAUGGAAAACUCAGUAAAGCCCAGGCUAAAGAUUUACUUUCAACUCAAUUUCAGAGUUUCAUAAAGGGACAGGAGCUGAAACCAAAAUACAAAGAAAUUAUGUCUGAUCUUGAUGAAGACAAAGACAGAAGAAUGGACUUUGAAGAUUUCAUGAUUCUUUUGACAAGCCUAACAAUCAUGUCAGAUCUGAUGCAUGAGUUACGAUCUGUAACAGUGAAAAAAAUGACACUACUUUAA
Molecule: messenger RNA, 522 nt
Organism: Pristis pectinata (smalltooth sawfish)
Lineage: Eukaryota; Metazoa; Chordata; Chondrichthyes; Rhinopristiformes; Pristidae
Product: sentan-like
Exons: 4
Coding region: 1-522 (173 amino acids)
Molecular function (GO): calcium ion binding; transition metal ion binding
Source: RefSeq, a predicted model, not a curated record